GAGUAAGUGAUUACAUCAUUUUCAUUUUGGUACUAAUAUAUUGUCCAUCCCUACAUUUAAUUGAACAAAAGUGGCCAGAUUUGAUUCCUAUGGACUGACUUUUACACAAAUCCUGUACAAACCCUCUAGCUGUAGAUUCAUUUGUGUUGUGAUUCCUUGAGGGAGUGUUAAUAUAGUCCUGUGCUGAAAAGCAGCCUGUCCAGACAAAAGGUCUGAUCGGCUGAUCAGAGACCCUGGCGUUCCCGUUCAUCUGCUCACACACUCCUGGAAUUCCAAUAAUCACUUCCAUGGAAACCCUUGACCUGGUCUCUUCAGAUGGAGUAAAUAUUGACUCGAGCGCCUCCUGCCUUGCUGUUUCUCGCUGAGUGGCUGUGUCUGGGAGUCAGAUCUUGACUGUGUGUGCCGUGUUUACUGUACAUUCAGAGUUUGACUUCCUGUCGAUGCAUGUUGUUUAGUAGGAUUCUCUUGUUCUUGAAAGGGUUGUGACCAGGUUUGGGCAGGUAGUGCACACACAUGCUGUAUUGUAAACUCUGUUCAAUGAUUUACUGAAGUGACAAUAAAAGGAAAGCAUGAAGAAGAAGAGGAGGAGGAGAGGAGGUCUAGGCCAUGGGUGGAACCAAGAGUAAGCCCAAAGACCUCAGCCACCGUUCCCGGAGUCUGGACGAUGGCUCCGGAGGACACCAUCAUAGUCCCAACCAGUCGUCCUUCACGCCCAACCGGAGCCCACCGGUGGACGGCCCUAGACGCGGCACCCAGCCCAACAUCAUCUGUGCGGAGCAGGCGCUGUUUGGAGGAGUGAACUCGAUCAAUAGUACCACGUCCCCUCAUAGGGUCGGCACGCUUUCCGGCGGCGUGACCACGUUUGUGGCUUUGUAUGACUACGAGUCACGAACCGCCUCUGAUUUGUCAUUCAGGAAAGGAGAACGACUCCAGAUCGUCAAUAACACGAGAAAGUUGAAUCCCAG
This is a messenger RNA of Carassius auratus (goldfish), 965 nucleotides long. Its product is annotated as proto-oncogene tyrosine-protein kinase Src-like. The transcript is spliced from 4 exons. The annotation marks the transcript as partial. Lineage: Eukaryota; Metazoa; Chordata; Actinopteri; Cypriniformes; Cyprinidae. Gene Ontology annotation, molecular function: protein binding. The record is from RefSeq and is a predicted model, not a curated record.